This is a messenger RNA of Paramecium tetraurelia, 2334 nucleotides long. RefSeq lists its product as uncharacterized. Lineage: Eukaryota; Ciliophora; Oligohymenophorea; Peniculida; Parameciidae. Gene Ontology annotation, biological process: proteolysis. Gene Ontology annotation, molecular function: calcium-dependent cysteine-type endopeptidase activity; calcium ion binding. The transcript is spliced from 3 exons. The record is from RefSeq and is a predicted model, not a curated record. Gene Ontology annotation, cellular component: cytoplasm.
AUGAGUGCAGUCGAAGAAAUAGAGAGAUGCUUAUCUUAAGCAAUUCAACUGAGAACUGUUACUGAAAUAGUAGCUACAAUGGGUACAAAAGUGCUCACUCUACAGAACUUUUAAUUAUUGAUAAAGAAAUUCAAUAAGAACAUAAUCAAUAAAGAAGUUGAAGAAUAUUACUACAAAGUCCUCACAGAUUUUGAUAGUCGGGUUGGGAUUACCUAAGAAAUAUUCGAAAAGUUAGUAGAGAAUUUACCGAAACCUAAAAGACGACAAGAUGUUGUAAUGAGUUUAAUUGAGGGGAUACAAUAGAAGAAAGCAUCAUUAGAAAGGAUUUAUAAAUUUUUUGAUUAUGAUGGGGAUGGAAAAAUGCAAUUAAACGAAAUGAAAGAACUUUUGGAAUAUUUAUACCCAGAAAUUACCGAAGAAGAUAUCAAAAUACUAAUGAAAAAUAAUAAUGAAGUCUAAUUUUCUUUCGAAAAUAUUAAAACUUUAUUAUCUUUUGAAUAAAAUAUGAAUGCCGAAAUUGUUAUUGUUAAAGAUAAAAAUGAACUAAGUGACAGCGAGGAAGAUGAUGAAUAUUACGAUGAAUAUGGAAUGUUUAAAGGAAAUCAAGAAGAAUUCUUUGAUGAAUAGAGUUUCUCACAAGAUUCCCCAUUUUAUGAAUCUUUUAUUAAUUUCAAAAAUCUCUACUUCAAAUUGAAAGAAAACAAAACAAUUUUCGUUGAUCCCGACUUCAAGCCUGAUGAGACAAGCUUAGGAAAUGUGGGGACUAAUUUUGAAUGGAAAAGACUUACUGAGAUCUGGAAGAAUGCGUAAAUCUUCUAAAAAGACCUAUAUCAUUCCAACAAUGAAUUAGGAGUUCAUACUUUAGUUUCACCAAGAGACAUUAAAUAAGGAUCACUUGGAGAUUGCUAUUUUUUAUCUUCUUUAGGAUCAAUUGCUAGUAAACAUCCUGAUAAGAUUUUCGAUCUAUUUUAGACUCCUAUUCUAAAUCCUUACGGUAUUUAUGGAGUUUGGCUUUGUAUCCAGGGAGUUUGGAAAUUGAUUACUCUAGAUGAUUAUGUACCUGUCUAUGAUGAUCAACCAGCAUUUAGCGGGAGUGACUCUCAAGAAAUGUGGGUUAUAUUAUUAGAAAAGGCUUGGGCUAAGUUGUUUGGAAGCUAUGCGAAUAUUGUAAGUGGUGAUCCAAGGGAAGUAAUAGCAAGCAUUACAGGAGGACCUACUUGGUGUAUCAGUAGUGAUGAAAGCACUUUUAUUGAGAGAUUGAAACAAAUUAUGAAUUCGUAUCAAAAUUAUAUUGUCUGUGCAGGAACAUACUCUGAUAAGCCAGAAUCAGAAAUGAUGGGCUUAGUUCGUAAUCAUGCUUAUUCGGUGUUGAAUUUUCGAACUAUUAAAUUGCCAAGCAAAGAAGAAGUUUAACUCAUAUAAUUGAAGAAUCCAUAUGGGAAUGAUUAAGAAUGGAAUGGAGAUUGGAGUGAUAAAAGUCCACUUUGGACAGAAGAGCUCAAAGAUAAUGUCUUACAAAAUUAAGAGGCGGAUGGCAUAUUUUUUAUGUGCAUUGAAGAUUUCAGAAAGCAUUUUGAAAAUGCAUAUAUAGGAUUUUGUAAUCCUUACUUUGAAUUUGGCUAGAUUACAAUAUAAUGCCAAAGGAGGAAAUCAGCUUAUAUUUUAGUAAAUAUUAAAAAAGAUGGAGAGUAUUAUUUUUCUGCCUAUUAAAAAUCUUAAAGAAUGUUUAAAUAAUAAUCAAAAGACUUAUAACAAUUAUAUGAAUAUUCAGAAAUGCGUUUGAUACUAUCUAAAAUGAAUAAGAAUAAUUCCAUUUAACCUUUAACAUAUAAGACUGAAACAGAUAUGAGUUUUAAUAUAUUUGGAAGAUUAUAGAAAGGUCAAUAUAUUCUUCAGCUUAAAGCUAAUUGGGUAAUGGAAGGGUGGGAUUAGAAUGAUGUUCCUUUAGCCUCAUAUGGAGAAGACACAACUGAAAUGAAAUUUUGUUAGAAAAUAUCGAAUUUCUAAUAAGCAUCUAUCUUAUUUGAAGCAAAAGAAAAAAGAACAGAAGCUAAGCCUCUUAAUCCUUCUCAUCCUGAACUUGUUGUAUUGAAGAAUAAAUCUUUAGCAUAUGGAUAUCCUUACCUUUAUUAUUAAAAUUUAUCCAAAGAAAAGACAUUCAAUUUCAAUUUAGUAUUUGAAGGAGAUAUAAAACUAAAGAAACCUCACGGUGGUAAUUUAGUAGAAAUUGAACUUAAGCCAGGAUAAGAUAAGUUGAUUGUAUACAAAUUCUUGGUGAAAGGAACAAAAAUGAAAUAUCAAGUUCACAAAUUUAAAUGUGUAACUGUGUAAUGA